Lecanosticta acicola is the source of this 2031-nucleotide messenger RNA. The record is from the annotation of a GenBank genome assembly. Lineage: Eukaryota; Fungi; Ascomycota; Dothideomycetes; Mycosphaerellales; Mycosphaerellaceae.
AUGAACCACCCUCCUCGCACCACGCCUUCUUCCGCAGGAGACCAGGACAACAACUCGUCCGGCGGAAAGCGAACCCUCGAUAGUACCGGAUCAUCCAAGAAGUCGGAUCGAUCCAAACGCUUUCGAGUCUCACGAGCAUGUGAUCAGUGUCGUGCAGGCAGGGAGCGGUGCGAUGGAGCACAGCCCAGCUGUCAGACGUGUGAGACUCAAGACCGACCUUGCACGUACCAUGAACCGCCCAAGAAACGCGGAAUUCAGCCCAACUACAUCCGCACGCUGGAAUUGACCUUGGCCUGGCUGUUCAAGACUCUUCCGGAGGGCGAGAAGAGGCUUUCUGAGCUCCUCCCCAGCCCAGACGACUCCGCUCAUCGCCUGAUCGCGUUCAAGGAUGUCGCGGACGCAGAGGCCCUCCAUCAGCUCUGGAGAAAUGGCAUUGUUUGCAGGCAAAUCGACCAGCUGCUCUCUGGAGCCGAGAUUGAGACACCCACACUGCGUGCGGAGGAUUCGGGCAGACCGGGCACCCAGAACGGGGUUGCCUACCAGUCGCCUCCACUAUCCGCUCAAUCUGAGUCUGGUGUGCCGCGCUACGAAGCGGGAGAAGUCAGGAACCACGCACUUGUCAUCGAACAGUCUGCUGGAGACAUCUAUAGAGAGGCACAUCCAGGCAGUGGACUUCUUAAGCUCCCUGAAAAUGCAUGGGCGCUGCUGGAAGAGUAUUUCGCCUUCACUCACACGUGGCUGCCCAUCACGGAAAAGCACGACAUCCUACGGCUGAUGUACACUUAUCCGGAGCACGGCUUGUUGCGAGAAUCUGCACAAGGCUCCGAACAUGCAGAGUUAUGGAGUAUCAUGGCGUAUGCCACGUCACGUGCGCAGAAGGACCAAUCGAGCAGCGCAUUUCAUUCAUGCCAAGAUAUCGCCAAGUCGUUGAUUCCACGCGACCAGAGAGCACAGCUAGGGCAUGCCAAAGCUCUCCUGAUCCUCAGCCUUAUUAGCAUGUCCAACGAAGCCUGGGUGGCUGCGUGGUUGACCGUCGGUUCCGCGGUUCGACUACUAACGCAUCUGUUUCCUGGCAACGCGCCCUCGGAACCCGCUCUCGCGCAGUCUCGAGCCAAACACGCGUACCUAGCCGCAUAUCUGCUAGAGAGUGUCGUCGCCUCCCAUACCAAUGCUCUCUUGCACUUGCGAACGAGUGGUGUCCGAGAUAUCGGGCUCUUGGUUGAGGACGGCAUGGAGGAGUGGUCACCGUGGCAUGACCCCAGUGCUCAUGCCGGACCAUCCGCGACCAAGUCACCGGCUCGGUCCAUCAGCAGUUUCAACGAGCUCGUCAGAAUCGCUCUGCGCAGUCAAAAUGAUCUCGAGGACAGCUCUCCAAGAACGGGCGGACCAAGGGAGCUAGACGUCAUUGUGGAAUUGCUACGAAACGCAGCGUCGGGGAAAGGCAGGUUGCAUCCAUCAUUCGUGAUUUCCAAAUUUCGGCAGUCUGCUGGUACAAACGGCUCGGAUUCUGGAAGAGCAAGAGCACAUGACGCCGAGACACCUGCUCUAUUCCAUGCCCGCACAAACUCAUCGCAGGCCGAUUUCUGGGCCAAUCCAAACGCCGGAAACUCCAACCCCCUGCUGGACCAACAAUAUCCGUUCAUGACCAUUCCAAUUGAGGGUUCGGAAUCUCUGCCAGGCAGCACGCCCGCCCAACAAGGCUCGGGCACGAACAUGAACACGAAUAUGUGGGCAGCGGGGGAGAGCACUCAGCUUGGGCUGCAGAACAUGCCAUCGUUCGCGACGGAGAACGCUGGCGAGACAGCAGGGCCGGGUGCGGAUAUAUUCGAGGAGCUGGCGAUGCUCGAGCGCACGGAAUCCAGCCAGAACCCAAAGUUCAUGCAGAAUCUGGGCUUUGGGCCGGAUCUGGAUCUCGCCGAGUUCUUUGGCGCCGACUAUCAGCCUUCCGAUCCACUGCUUGCUUAUAUGCAGCCGAAUUCCUUCGGUGACAUUUCUCAGUCUCAUGGAGGCGCCAAUAAAGAUGCCGGUUGA